AUGUCGGAAAAUUCUAUAAAGCUAAAAAACCUAAUAAUCUUCUGUGUUCUGGCUGUUGUUGUUGUAACAUUAAUUGCUUACGGGUUUCGGUUGGACGCGAUUGGCCGCAGAGAAAAAGCUCUUGCGAGAAAAAUCGAAUAUCUGGAGAAAAUAACCGACGUCAUCGCUGAAAGCAUUGCUAUACAGCCAAAAAUCGGUCAUGAAUCUCCUCACUUUUUCGAUACCCCGAAUCAAUUCCCGAGAAUGUCGAAAGCUGGAGUUUUUCCAAUGCACAAUAUCAAAUUCGAACAUUUUGUGACCGAAGGGCGCAAGAAUGGAGAUAUGAAAGAUGUGGCAGUCCUUAUCGAAAGCACCAAUAAAAACGACACGCAAAGACUGAUCACUUCCCUGAUGUCUCAAAGAAUGCCAGAAGAUCUUCAAAUAUUCCUUUUCACUCCAACAAACAUUUCCGGAGUUAGUUACAAACUCCUGAAAUCUUGGGUCAACAAAACUUCAAAAGCAGUAGCUUUAAAUGAUACCGAUAGGCGCUCUGCAGCUUCCCGAAUUUUCGGAAUUCACCGCAAGAAUUAUAUCAUCACUCUCAUUGAUUAUCAACACAUUGGAGACGAUUUCACUGACUUCUUUUUCACCGGGAAGCGUGCGAUGGAAAUCGAUUCAAUCAUUCAUGGUGUUUGUGGACAUGGCAACGACGUUUGGCAGGACAGAAAUCUAGGAGACGUUCUUUGGCUUACUGAUUCACCCUGCUGGAACAACGGCUGGAUGUUCUCUCGUUCCUUUAUGAAGCGUUCACACAACUUGAUGAUGAUUCGCCCGGAAGUUUCGAGAGUUGGUCAUUCACAGAGAUCAGUCACUCAGGAUAGCUCCUGGAACAUCGACUUAUUCAAUCCUCUUCUCAUCAGACACGAAGAAUUUCUGCAGCGUUUUCAUCUCGAUCUCUCGCACUCCAAGAAAAUGAAACUAUCCGACUGGGACUUUCUUGAAGAUCUCGAUUUCAGAACUAUCUACAGAUACCCAUACGAAAGCGAUGAUGAUCUGAAGAUGUAUUUCAGAAACUCGAACAUUCAGAAGCUCUACAUGUUCAGAAAAAUCAUUCCAAUCAGCAUUGACCAUCGUAGAGCUUAUAUCGUUCCGAAGAACCAAAUGGAUCACUAUUAG
This is a messenger RNA of Caenorhabditis briggsae, 1155 nucleotides long. The transcript is spliced from 8 exons. Lineage: Eukaryota; Metazoa; Nematoda; Chromadorea; Rhabditida; Rhabditidae. The record is from RefSeq and is a predicted model, not a curated record. Bases 1 to 1155 code for a protein of 384 amino acids.